This is a messenger RNA of Anopheles stephensi (Asian malaria mosquito), 698 nucleotides long. Its product is annotated as U1 small nuclear ribonucleoprotein C. Lineage: Eukaryota; Metazoa; Arthropoda; Insecta; Diptera; Culicidae. The record is from RefSeq and is a predicted model, not a curated record. Gene Ontology annotation, biological process: mRNA 5'-splice site recognition; mRNA splicing, via spliceosome; spliceosomal snRNP assembly. Gene Ontology annotation, cellular component: U1 snRNP; nucleus. Bases 110 to 571 code for a protein of 153 amino acids. Gene Ontology annotation, molecular function: zinc ion binding; pre-mRNA 5'-splice site binding. The transcript has a single exon.
UUUGACAGCUGUCAAAGCACCGUCCUCGAACAAGCUUUGUUGUGGUGGUCCACAAGAAAAAGCUACAAAAGUUUUGUUUGGUUUCCUCUCAACGGUGAAUUAACGCACGAUGCCGAAAUACUACUGCGACUACUGUGACACCUACCUUACGCACGAUUCGCCCAGCGUCCGGAAAACACACUGCACCGGCCGCAAGCACAAGGAUAACGUGAAAUUCUACUACCAAAAAUGGAUGGAGGAGCAGGCGCAGCAUCUGAUCGAUGCGACCACGGCAGCGUACAAAGCUGGCAAGAUUGCCCCGAAUCCGUUCACCACGGGGCCACCGAAGCCGAACAUUUCCAUACCACCACCGACCAUGAAUAUGCCGCCUAGGCCGGGUGGAUUGAUUCCCGGCAUGCCGGCCGGUGCUCCACCGCUGCUGAUGGGACCUAAUGGACCGCUGCCACCGCCGAUGAUGGGUAUGCGUCCACCGCCGAUGAUGGUACCGACGAUGGGUAUGCCCCCGAUGGGACUCGGGAUGCGGCCACCGGUGAUGAGUACUGCUCCGCCCCAGCUCAACCCGAAAAGCUAAGGAUAGAUUAGGAUUAUUGUUUGGCUUCAUUCUUUUACGCUAUGGAAUAAUCGUGUAUCAAUAGAAAGUACGAAAAUAUAACCGAACCCUGAGUGGGUGUGAGCGCAGAUACGGCACACCAAAUCAA